GAGUAGCGGGCAAGCCAGUGCCGGUUUCGUGUGCGUCGCGAGUGUACGUUGGUGCGUUCGUAGCUUGAACCACGUCGACAGCGCGUUCAGUGUAAACAACACAAGCUAAGUCUACACCUACUUAAGAACCGGUUACUACUUUGUGAUCUCGGAGUUAUACGAGUUAUAUUGAUGUGGUUGGUGAACCAUAUAUAUGAAAAGAGAACAGUGUUAAUUUGUGCGAGUGAUAAUUUUACUAACGAUGCGAUGACCUGUGAGCUAAAAACAGUGAUACAGUUGUCUUUGGAUUAUUUACAGCGGUGAAUUAAAAAUUCAAACGACUGUUCAAAAGGAUGGAGCCAAUAAGAGCUUCUUACUAAACCAAAAUGGCCGUCGCUCGCGCGGUCUUGGUUCUUCUAGCGUCCACAGCACAAGCAUGGAUGCCCGAUGCAAAUGCCCGAAUCCAUGUCAAAUAUGGCGAUGAAACUUCAGAACAGUUUGCGGGUAAUACUACUGGACCAAAUCACUUCCGCAUUUUAGACAGAGAUGACUUCUCACUAUUGGUAGGAGGAAGGAGUACGGUGUAUAAUUUAAGCUUAUAUGAUCUCUCUGAAAAUAUUGAUCAGCGACUGGAGUGGCAAUCAACAGAUGCGCACAGAGAACUAUGCCAGUUAAAAGGAAAAUCCGCUGACGAGUGCCAGAACUACUUGAGAGUUGCGGCAAGGGCCCAGGGUAGGCUGCUUGUAUGUGGGACGAAUGCUUUCAAACCCAUGUGUCGUAGAUACGCGCGACAUCCACCUAAUCAUCAUUUAGAGGAGUUCGAUGGAACUGGUCGCUGUCCAUAUAGUCCACAGCACAACUCCACUGCCAUAUUUACAGAUGGUGAACUUUACACUGCAACGGCAGCGGAUUUCUCAGGAACCGAUCCAUUAAUAUAUAGAGCGCCAGUACGAACCGAACAUUCCGAUUUACGUUUAUUGAAUGAUCCCUCCUUCGUUGGAGCUGUUGCAUCAACAAGCCAUGUCUAUUUCUUCUACCGCGAGACAGCCGUAGAAUAUAUGAACUGUGGCAAAGCUGUAUAUUCAAGAGUAGCAAGAGUUUGUAUAAACGACAAAGGUGGACCACACACAUUUAGCGAUCGCUGGACGUCAUUUCUUAAAACUAGAUUGAAUUGCUCGAUUCCCGGAGAAUAUCCAUUCUACUUUGACGAAAUACAGGCUACUACUGAGAUUAUUAACGGAAUCUAUGGUAAUGGCGGCAAUAGGAAUGAUAUCUUGUACGCAGUUUUUACUACACCCCAAAAUGCGAUAGGAGGCUCAGCUGUCUGUGCAUUUGCCAUGAGAGAUAUAUUAGACGCGUUCGAUGGGUCAUUUAAAGGUCAGGAAAGCAUGAACUCAAACUGGCUGCAACUAGAAAAAGAAAAAGUGCCGCAUCCUCAACCUGGAUCAUGCGUAGAAGAUAGUAGAACACUUGCUGAUUCGACCGUGAAUUUUAUCAAAACACACCCUCUUAUGGACAAAGCCGUUUCAUCGUUUUUAGCUCGACCGAUUCUCAUAAGAGUAAGCCUGCAAUACAGAUUCUCUGCGAUCGCCAUACAUCCCCAAGUACAGUCUAUGAACGGAAAUAAAUUUGAUGUUAUGUACGUCGGCACGGACGACGGCAGAGUUAUUAAAGCUGUGAACGUGGCGUCAAACGAGGGAGUGUUCGAUGCAAGUGUAGAGGAAUACAGCAGAAACCCAGUUAGGACCGCUGUAAUAUCCGAAGUGCAAGUUUUACCCCCGGGCGUCCCUAUUAGACAAAUGCACGUCGCUCUUACGACGGAAAAACUUAUCGUCGCAUCCGGAAAUAUUAUACGAGCAGUCAGCUUAUCACAUUGCACGAACGUGCAGUCUUGCAGGGAGUGUGUGGCUUUGCAAGACCCGCACUGUGCGUGGGAUUCAAAGCAACAACAGUGUUCAUGGGUUGGAAAUAGGCAAUUUCCCAAUCCGGAGCGAUUUUUACAAAAUGUAGAGUACGGAAAGACUGAUAUAUGUAAUAAAUUGCCAGCUCUUCUGCCAAAUGAUAGACAUAGUAAUCGAAGCCCGGCUACUAAAAAACCGACACAAUCCGAGUCUAAUCUGCGGCACAAACCAGACGACAUACAAAAUGAAAUACUCAUAGAAGUCGUCGAAACGAACGUUAUGUCCGAAGAAAAGAAUGUUAAUAAUAAACAUGAAACAGAUCUACUGACGGUGGAAGCUGCCGAGGGCAACAUUUACAGCGCUCAGGCAUUGAUGACGGCUGUCGUUGCGUCUUGUCUGGUCACGCUGAUGGUUGGAUUUGUCAUCGGUUAUCUGUUCUCUCGGAGAUUUCGCCACCCUUUUUUUACUGACACUUCGCCCUUCAAUGAACAACACAACCAUUUAAAUAGGUUGAAUCCCUUGGAGACUCCACUGAACGUAAACUCUGGAUAUAUGCCUCCGCGUUCAAAAAACGUGAAUAUGGUUGCGAACGUGUGUCCACUCGCAAAACAAGACAAUCUACACAUCGAACUUGGAAAAGACCGUGCACUAGAUCUACGGAAUUCCACAGAAUCCCUCGAUAAGGAUCUUAAGUGCGGCACCUUACAAAAAGUUAAAAAGACUUACAUAUGAAAUAUACAUCAGAAGACAGUGUAUGGAACUUUAUUAAAGUGAUUGCUAUGUGUGCCAAGUCUUCCGAGUAGAUGGGCUAGGACUGCAAGUGAUGUUGUUCGCGGGGAUUAGACUUUUGUACAUAUUAAAUAUAUUUUAUAUUCUUGUACAGUAUACAGUAUAGUUCUGUUGUCGAAAGCUGCAAAUACAAACAUUAGUUAUAUUACUUUGGUAGUUCAAAUAGCAGCUCGAACAUUUCAGAGGUCCAUUUUACAUUUUAAUGAACAAUAAAUUAUGAAGCAUGACAUUUUUCUUAAUAUAUUAAAAAUUAAAUAAUGUAGGGAGUUUCAUCUUUCAUGUGUUUAUGAAAUGAGAUUAUGUAUUAAGAAUACAAAAAACGCAUGCUAUAAUUUUGUAUAAACUGUAAUCGAUUGUGCAAAGAUAUCAAUAUUAAGAAUUCUUUUCAGUAUUAAGAACUGUAUAACAUUAUUUUACACAUUCCACCUUAUCAUUAUUGUUGUGUAGUCAUAACUUCGAUGCGCAGCUAUUUUUGUAAAUAUAAAUAUGUAUAUAAAGGCUAAGAAGUUACAUAAUUUAGAAACAUAGGACUUCAUAAAAUAUAGUAUUUAGAAGGAAGUAGAUAAAAGAUGAUAAAAAGUAAUGAAUAGGUACUAAGUUCCGUAGAAAAUUUGAAUAUUUUCGUCAAAAAAUGGCACAAGCUAUAAGCAAUGCAUAAUGGAAAUUAAUUCAUUUGAA
Molecule: messenger RNA, 3347 nt
Organism: Pieris rapae (cabbage white)
Lineage: Eukaryota; Metazoa; Arthropoda; Insecta; Lepidoptera; Pieridae
Product: semaphorin-1A
Exons: 11
Coding region: 366-2612 (748 amino acids)
Biological process (GO): negative regulation of axon extension involved in axon guidance; neural crest cell migration; positive regulation of cell migration
Molecular function (GO): semaphorin receptor binding; chemorepellent activity
Source: RefSeq, a predicted model, not a curated record